AUGGACUUCCCUGAUUUGGGCGGGUUCAACGUUAGCAAGAACGCAGUCCGAACAGUAGCAGAACUGAAAUUCAAGCGGAUUACUACAAAAUGGCUAUCUGGACUCCUUCUUUUGUUAGUUGCGUGCAACGUUGAAGAAUACAAAGACGUUGCUCACUGCCCACGUAAAUCUGUGAAUAAUAGAAUCGUAGAAGUUGCCUUAAAGGUCAGUACUAAUAGCUGCCGGAUUGCCGUUAGCAGAGUUCUAUAUGAACCUAUUCCGGAUUUCAAUGGGUCUUUGCAGUUGUGCAAAGAGUUCAAGAAUGGACGUUCGAUAAGUUUUUUGGACACAUAUGAGAGUUUCUAUGAUAUCGAAGAUAUUACAAUAUUGUACCCCUACGCACUGACGCGUUGUGCGGGUGACUGCAAUGAGGAUCUGGAGGCUGUCGAGGUGCGGAAUGAGACAUUAUACGUGUAUGGAUACAACGAACGUGGAGAAACGCUUCUGAGAUUUCCAUACAUUGCGAUCGGCUUGGCUCCAUAUAUCCUCGAUAAUUUGCAACAGAAUACGGUUAUGUACAUGCAAAUGCGAUUUGUAGGCGAGACGGUGUACAUUCUAGCUUUGCGUAAUUUCGAUAAUAAUAGGCCUGGUAUCGAACUUGUUCUAUGUGAAACCGACAUGUACACAGCGUGUGUAGUCGAAUGCUUGCCAACGGGUGUAGGCAUUGCUUGUGCUUGGACGAUGAUCUCUGAAGCAGAACCGCCCCAUGGCCUUUGCCCGGAAUCUAACAAAAUUGAUGCAAGUUGCGAAUGUCCUCCCUGUCACUUCACUCAGUGGCAUGAAUGGACAUACAACGCGACGUGCGGUGAGAGUUACAAGGUUAGAUUCCGGCCACCGAGCGACAAUCCACACGUUGACUGCCUCAGAACUCUGGACAACGAUUGCUGCUGGGAGGAAGAGCCGGAAUAUCGCGGACAUUGCCCUUGCGAACAGAUCGAAUGCCAACACGGAGGCACCUGCAUGGACCUCAGUUUGGAAGAAUGGAAAUGCAGGUGUGUGCUUGGCUACACGGGACAUAAUUGUGAAAUAAACAUUGACGACUGCAGGAGUGACUCAUGUAACUACCAUGGAACGUGCGUGGACAACCUAAACUAUUAUACGUGCCUUUGUGAAGACGGUUAUAACGGAGACAAUUGCGAAUACGGUAUUCAUACGUCUCCCCCUGCAACAGAUAUCGCUAUACUGGUCGAUUUUCUACCGACUGAUGAAGCUGGUUACGAGGACUCGAAUCAACAGGACUUCUUUAACUCUAAGGAAGUCGACGAAUGUCUGACGGAUUCAUGCAACAAGGCUGGGAGGUGCAUUGAUGAGUUUAACGGAUUCAGAUGCAGAUGUUACGUUGGAUUCACUGGCAGCAGGUGCGAGCAAAAUAUUGACGACUGCGUCGGUGCCAUUUGCCAAAACAACGGUACUUGCGUUGACCACGUGCGAUCUUACUCGUGUGAAUGCACAGCCGGUUAUACGGGUCGGUUUUGCGAGGCAGAAAUCGAUUCCUGUUCCGGCGUUGUAUGCGGUUUCCAUGGCACGUGCAUUCGUCAACGCGGUGGCUUUGUUUGUGACUGUAAAGAAGGCUUCAGUGGAGAAGAAUGUGAGACAAAAAUCGAUCACUGCGUUGGUAUUUCAUGUGGACCAAAUGGAACCUGUGUUGAUUCGAUGGAUACCUACACGUGUGUUUGUGAUGAAGGUCUUGUUGGUAGAGCAUGCGAAAAACCGUCUGCAGUCACGGAGGUGAAUGCAUCGGCCACAAUCGGUCUUAUGUCUGUGAUUGUCCAAGUGGAUAUACAGGAAGACUAUGCGAAAAAGGUUUGCUAA
Messenger RNA from Soboliphyme baturini, 1851 nucleotides. Lineage: Eukaryota; Metazoa; Nematoda; Enoplea; Dioctophymatida; Soboliphymatidae. The record is from the annotation of a GenBank genome assembly.